This is a messenger RNA of Candidula unifasciata, 348 nucleotides long. NCBI's taxonomy places the organism in Eukaryota, Metazoa, Mollusca, Gastropoda, Stylommatophora, Geomitridae. The record is from the annotation of a GenBank genome assembly.
AAUAACCACAUUUCAACAUCCAAGUACAACAUCAUCACAUUCCUGCCCAAGAACCUUUUUGAGCAGUUCCAGAGAUUGGCCAAUACCUACUUCUUGGGUCUGCUUGUCUUGCAGAUGCUGCCAGUAGUGUCUUCUCUGACGCCAUUCACCACAUUUAUUCCUCUUCUUGCUGUGCUGCUGCUAUCUGUAUUCAAAGAUGCGUGCGAUGACUACCAACGCCAUAGAAGUGAUGACCAAGUUAACAACCGCCUGUCCUAUGUUUUACGCAAUGGUCAGAUUGUGGAGGAGAAGUGGCAUAAGGUUGCAGUUGGUGACAUCAUACUACUUAAGAACAAUGACUAUAUUGCA